This is a messenger RNA of Alosa sapidissima (American shad), 2062 nucleotides long. RefSeq names its product ASPSCR1 tether for SLC2A4, UBX domain containing (gene aspscr1). The transcript has 17 exons. NCBI's taxonomy places the organism in Eukaryota, Metazoa, Chordata, Actinopteri, Clupeiformes, Clupeidae. Bases 84 to 1886 code for a protein of 600 amino acids. Gene Ontology annotation, molecular function: protein binding. Gene Ontology annotation, biological process: signal transduction. The record is from RefSeq and is a predicted model, not a curated record.
AGUAGGAGGCGGUAUUCGCUUUAUAUGCGUAACACGCCAGUAAAAAAAUUAAAGAAGAAAACCUACGAGGAAAAGUAAUCCGAAUGAUGGCAGCCAACAAAGCGGUGUCAGUUCUUACCCCAAAUGGAAGAAGACAAAUUGUGAGAGUGUCGCCAAAUACAUCUCUUUUGCAGGUUCUAGAGGAGGUUUGCAUGAAACAUGGAUUUGAUCCGGAUGACCACGGAUUGAGGUUUCAAAGGAACUUGCUGGAUCUAUCUCUGCAAUGGCGCUUUGCCAGUCUACCAAAUAAUGCCAAGCUGGAAGUAGUGCCAAGUAAUAGGCGCCAGACAGUAACAGAUAACACGGUACUAAUUGCCGUGCAGCUGGAGGAUGGUAACCGUCUGCAAGGUGCAUUCAGUUGUGGGCAAAGCCUAUGGGAAUUGCUGAGCCACUUUCCUGAAUUAAGCAUUUCUGAUGAAGAUGAAGACUCCACACCUACAUGUGUGUACAUGAGAGAUGAGAUCACUGGACAACAAACCUUACAGAGUACCACUCUGAAGUCUCUGGGGUUGACUGGAGGCAGUGCCAUUAUCAGAUAUAUGCUGAAAAAGCCCAAGAGAACAGAGGAUGGGAACUCCAAUGAGUCGGCUGUCUUUCCAACUGAUGGAGUUAUCAUGGAAUCUUCAGAACACCUCGCUAGUCAGUUUGUGCUCCCUCUGCCAUCAGGAGACAAUGUGGCUGAUGAUAUGGCAGAAGAGACAACAUCCUCUCCCUCUAUGUCUAUGGAACCAUGUGUGUCUGCCAACUUGUGUUAUGUCCAGGCAAGAAAGGAUGAAAUGUCAUCUGGAUUCGACUCCCAGGCCCUGAGGUCCAGAAAUCAGGUGGAGGAAAAGCAAAGGGAACAGGACUUAGAGAAAACACCGCAUGCUGAACAACACAAAGAUGAGCCCAGAUCUUCCAGAGAGUGCAAGAUUUCAAACCAGAUCCCUGCGCGCAGUACCUUUGUGCCUUUCUCAGGGGGAGGCCAGUGUCUGGGUGGUACUGGCAUCAGUAAGAGUGUCUCUUCAUCCCUUACAGUGGGUCCUCCUGAUGCCAAGAAACCCAAAUCGAGCCAUGAAAUAAAGAAUUUAGCCUGUGUCAAAGCCAGUGAUGGACAGGGGUUCGGCAGGCAAGAUACAGACAUAGAGGAACCUGUAGAGGACAUAGAUAGAAAAUCUUUGGUGUACCAUUUGGAUGCUGGAGUACAUGUUGAUGCUGAUCAGGAGCUGCCAGACGAGUUCUUUGAAGUUACAGUGGAUGAUGUAAGGAAACGUUUUUCCCAGCUGAAGAGUCAGAGGAGGUUGCUGGAGGAAGCCCCUCUUAUGACACAAGCCCUAAGAGAGGCAAGGAUGAAGGAAAAGGUGGAGAGAUACCCUUUUGUAGUUCUUAGAGUCCAGUUCCCAGAUCGUUAUGUUUUACAGGGAUUCUUCAGGCCCCAGGAGAAGGUCACUGCUGUGAGAGAGUUUGUGAAGACACAUCUAGAGGAUCCAAACAUCAGCUUCUACUUGUUCAUUACUCCCCCUAAGUCCAUUCUGGAGGACUCUACUACACUUUUUCAGGCAAACCUCUUUCCAGCUGCUCUCAUAUACUUUGGCUCAGAUGUCAAGACAGAUUGUUUCUUACAGAGAGAAAUUCUGGAAUCAAGUGUCUGUGCUCAACAAGCAGAUGAACUCAUAGCUGGCUGCAUCUCCAAGUCUUCAGUGCCAUCUUCAGGCUUGAUAACCUCUCAGGACUCCUGUCCUCUGCCUGCAAUGUCCAGUGCAGCCACCAGUCAUCAGGAAACUGAGCUCCUUCCUCAGGCACCAAGGCCAGUCGUGACUGAUCCCACCAAAAUACCAAAGUGGCUCAAGCUGCCAGGUAAAAAAUAAACACCUCAACUAUGGUCACCAACUGAAGAUGUUUGAAAAGAAGGAUUUUUUGUCAAAUUCCAGUCAAAUUACCAAAUUCCCAGUCAUGAAUUUUGUGCCAUUGCAUCUCACAGGCCACCUAGAUAGAUCCAGAAAUGUACUGGUAUGAUGAAUAAAAAUUAAUCUUGGCAGUUGAA